This is a messenger RNA of Orussus abietinus, 3278 nucleotides long. It is a transcript of the gene CenG1A, whose product is annotated as centaurin-gamma-1A. The record is from RefSeq and is a predicted model, not a curated record. Gene Ontology annotation, molecular function: GTPase activity; protein binding; GTPase activator activity. NCBI's taxonomy places the organism in Eukaryota, Metazoa, Arthropoda, Insecta, Hymenoptera, Orussidae. The transcript has 13 exons. The coding region runs from base 203 to 2359 and encodes 718 amino acids. Gene Ontology annotation, cellular component: nucleus.
UAACCUGUACACCUUACAAUCAUCUGACGAUGUUUAUAAAUAUGCAAACUUGACAUAUUCUCUUUAAGACUUGACUAAAUCGUUGUUAAUGAACGAUGUAGAAGGACGAACGUGACCGGCCACAUUCCUGUAAUGCAGCCUAAAUUUAUUUUGAAAUAAUUUGACUAGAUUAUUUAUAGCAUAAAAUUAAGAAGAUUGUAAAAUGACAACUAGCCAAAGUGGGCACGAUCACUCUCUUGCAAUCAGACAAGAGAUCCAACGUUUCGAAAGUGUACACCCGUCGAUUUAUGCUAUAUACGAUUUAAUUGAUCUCAUUUCUGAUGCUCAUAUUGCAAAACAAAUCCGAGAGCAUGUUGUUGCUAUCGAAGACUCAUUCGUUAACAGUCACGAGUGGACAUUGGCUAGAGACGUACCAGAGUUACAUCUGGGAAUUAUUGGUUCUUCUGAUUCUGGAAAGUCUGCACUGGUACAUAGAUAUCUUACAGGAUCAUUUAUGCACGAAGAAUCUCCAGAAGGUGGUCGUUUUAAGAAAGAAGUUUUUAUUAACGACCAGAGCUACCUUUUAUUAAUUAGAGAUGAAGGUGGAAUACCAGAGUCGCAGUUUUUGGCAUGGAUAGACGCAGUAUUAUUUGUCUUCAGUUUGGAAAGCGAAGAAAGUUUUUCGGUGGGUUGUAGUUAUUACAAUCGUAUGUGUUCUUUCCGAAAUAUGUCUGACGUACCAAAAAUACUCGUAGGAGUACAAGAUUCAAUUAAUGAUAGUCAUCCCCGGGUUGUUAAUGACAUCAGACCGAGAAAGUUAGCUUGUGAUCUUAGAUGCCCUUAUUAUGAAACAUGUGCUAUAUAUGGCCUUAAUGUUGAACGAGUUUUUCAAGAUGUAUGUCAACAAAUUAUCCAAAAGAUGUCUGCAAAACAUCCCCGACACAAUGGACAACACACGGCAGAAAACGAAAUAAAAUACUCAAUGCCCGUAAUUACAAAGAGUGUACAGCUACCUACCAAAGAUAUGGAUAGUGGCAGUCUAAAAGUAAAUCUAUCGGAAAAGGAAGACGAUAUCGUUAAGUCUGCCCACGAUAACAUAGCUCAAACGGAUUUAACGGUGACUAACGAUAGUUUCCAAUAUGUGCAAAAUCAGCAUGGAGAGUUUCGUUCAUCUAUCUUAACCCCUACGACUAUCAGAAAAUUCCGACGAAAAUCCAACUUAUUUACUCCUUCAAAAAAAGAAAAAUAUAACAUGGGGGAAAUGGGCGUAGGUAGAGAAAUUCCUGUUAAGCAAGGAUAUUUAUUUAAAAGAAGUAGCAAGUCUUUGAAAGAGUGGAAAAAGAAAUAUGUUACCUUGCUAGAAGAUGGACGACUGACUUAUCAUUCAAGUCUACACGAUUAUAUGAAUGAUACUAAUGGUAAAGAAAUAUUGCUACAAUAUGUAACCGUUAAAGUGCCAGGAAAAACUCCUAAAGGGUCCAAAUCAACCGCAGCUCAAGAAGAUAGUUUUGAAUUUUCCAUAAUUUCAUUGGAAAACAAGACUUGGCAUUUUGAGGGGAAUAGUGCAGAGGACAGGGAUAGUUGGAUCACUGCGAUAGAACAACAAAUUUUAUCCAGCUUACAAAAUAGUGAUACUGAUAAGAAAAAUGAGACCGACACUUUCAAAAUGCACUGUAUUAAAAACAAAAUAUCCGGAAAUGACGCAUGCGUUGAUUGUGGAGCCGCGAAUCCAGAUUGGGCCAGUUUAAAUAUAGGCGUUUUAAUGUGCAUCGAGUGUUCUGGAAUACACAGAAACUUAGGAUCUCAUAUAUCAAAAGUUCGAUCAUUGGAUUUAGAUGAUUGGUCGGCAGGCCAACUGAGUGUAAUGUUAGCUCUUGGUAAUGACAUAGCUAACAGUGUUUGGGAAUAUUGUUUAAACGGAAAACAGAAACCAACCGCAGAUUCAUCCAGAGAAGAGAAGGAACAAUGGAUCAGGUGGAAGUACGAAGAAAAAGUUUUCCUUCCACCAAUUAAUCCAAACAUCUCUCUGGGGAAGUUAUUAAUAGAUUCGGUUUGCCGAGGAGAUAUGAGAGCGUUCACAUUGUGUUUGGCUAGAUGUACCCACGAAGAUAUCAACAUUUCCGUCAGCGCGGAAGAUCUGCGAACACCUCUUCACCUUGCUUGUGCUACAGGGAAUCUGGCGAUGGCGCAACUUUUAAUAUGGCAUAAAGCUAAUCCGCAAAACCUCGAUCAUGAGGGACGUACGUGCAUGUCGUAUGUUCGAGCACUCGAGAGGACUCUCGACAAUACGUCAGACUCAAUGGAAAUGCAGAAACUUCUCGAGGUAUUGGAACAAGCGAGAAUAAGUGGCCACGAAGAUGCGGAAACGACCCAGUAUUGAACAACUUUGUAAGGUGUUUUAACAGGAGACGCUGGUGAGUCAUUUCGACGACACUUGUUAUUAUGUACUUAUACAGAAUGCCUCCAAAGGUUUUUGUGUUUAUUAAGGGUAGGCACGAUCGAUUUAACGACGAGUUGAUAAUCAAUCAGCCAAGACUCGCACCGGGUUCAAAUCGCGAUACCGAGACGUGUUUUUUAAGCAAAGGAACAGCCUUUGGUUUUUAUAAAGGUAGAUUUUGUUGAGUUGCAUAAAAUAUAGCAAGCAUUCGGGUAAUCUGAUUUGUAUGCUUUUAUUAUUUAUAUAGACCCGGACAUUUUCAAUCAUUCCACUGUGGAUCGGUAGACAACGUCAAAUCCAGUUACCAAUGGCGUGGAGGAACUAGCACGUCAUUAAAAAAACAUCCAAGGAGACUUUAAGAAUCUUGAUUGUCUUAUGGUCUUGCUUGUAUACGCUUGAUCAAUACAACUAGACAUUUACUGCGUUCUCUUCAUCUUAACGUUUCUUGACAUCACUUGGAUUUGCUUUUUUCUUUUUCUAGACCGCGAGGGUUCCUUCAAACCACUGAUAAUUUAAAAUGACGUAAUUUUUAACCCACUGGAAAAGAAUUGUAAAUGCCUGAUUUAAUUCUUUUAAUAACAUUUACAACACUUACAUCCCAUUCGGGGUGCUUAGAAUGGCUGUCUUGUAUAUGUACUUGUGUUUUGAACAUUAGCUAAGACAACGAUUACUUAUACUUGUUUUGGUAUCCAAUUCAAAUGGGCUUGACAUUUGAAACAAAAACAUUAACGAAAUCGAGUGUGUAUUGCCAAUAACCAAGAAGUACAAAACACUCACAAAUCUAACUAUAUUUAUAGAUUGAAUGUAUUUAAAAUAUGCUUUUACACUCUUUAUGUUAACAAAAUAUACAGUAGUCUUAAAA